Molecule: messenger RNA, 3251 nt
Organism: Rhinopithecus roxellana (golden snub-nosed monkey)
Lineage: Eukaryota; Metazoa; Chordata; Mammalia; Primates; Cercopithecidae
Gene: HS3ST4
Product: heparan sulfate-glucosamine 3-sulfotransferase 4
Exons: 2
Coding region: 451-1821 (456 amino acids)
Molecular function (GO): [heparan sulfate]-glucosamine 3-sulfotransferase activity
Source: RefSeq, a predicted model, not a curated record
CUCCCCUCAGCGCGUCUCCUCUCUCCCGGCAGAAAGUUAGCAGCGGGGAAGGAACUCGGGGCUGCAACAGCGCGCGGCGGCGGCGGCAGAGGCUGAAGCAGGAGCCUCAGCGGAGCCGGGGAAGCGGGGGCGCUGCAGACGGAGCAGGUGCCGCCGGCGGGUCCACGCGCCCCCCUCGGUCCCCUUGCCUGAGGCUGAGGGGGGGGCAGUGGUGCAGGGGCCACCCGGACUCGGCGGGCAGCCUGGGGCGGGGGGCCAUGCGGCCGGGCUCCCCCCUGGCGCAGCGGGACAGCGGCCAGGGCCGGGGGAGCAGCGGCGUCGCUUCAUGCAGCCGGGGCGGCUGGGCAGCGGCGGCGGCGGCGGCGGCGGGGGCGGCGGCUGAAACCAUGUCCGGGCAGCGCCGGGGGCUGCCGCCGCCGCCGCCGCCGCCGCCGCGAGCCGGGAGCCGCGAUGGCCCGGUGGCCCGCACCUCCUCCGCCUCCGCCUCCGCCUCCACCUCUGGCCGCGCCGCCGCCGCCCGGCGCCUCUGCUAAGGGGCCGCCGGCGCGCAAGCUGCUUUUUAUGUGCACCUUGUCCCUGUCUGUUACCUACCUGUGCUACAGCCUCUUGGGCGGCUCGGGCUCCCUGCAAUUCCCCCUGGCGCUGCAGGAGUCGCCGGGCGCCGCCGCCGAGCCCCCGCCGAGCCCGCCGCCACCCUCUCUGCUGCCUCCCGCCGUGCGCCUCGGCGCCCCCUCGCAGCCACCCGCGCCGCCGCCGCUGGACAACGCGAGCCGCGGGGAGCCGCCCGAGCCCCCUGAGCAGCCCGCCGCCCCUGGGACCGACGGCUGGGGACUGCCGAGCGGCGGCGGAGGCGCCCGGGACGCCUGGCUCCGGACCCCGCUGGCCCCCAGCGAGAUGAUCACGGCUCAGAGCGCGCUGCCAGAGAGGGAAGCGCAGGAGUCCAGCACCACCGACGAGGAUCUCGCAGGCCGGAGAGCGGCUAACGGGAGCAGCGAGAGGGGCGGCGCCGUCAGCACCCCCGACUAUGGGGAGAAGAAGCUGCCACAGGCGCUCAUCAUCGGGGUCAAGAAAGGUGGGACCCGCGCGCUGCUGGAGGCGAUCCGCGUACACCCGGACGUGCGGGCGGUGGGCGUAGAGCCUCACUUCUUCGACAGGAACUACGAAAAGGGGUUGGAGUGGUACAGAAAUGUGAUGCCCAAGACUUUGGAUGGGCAAAUAACCAUGGAGAAGACUCCAAGUUACUUUGUGACAAACGAGGCUCCCAAGCGCAUUCACUCCAUGGCCAAGGACAUCAAACUGAUUGUGGUGGUGAGAAACCCUGUGACCAGGGCCAUCUCUGACUACACGCAGACACUGUCAAAGAAACCCGAGAUCCCCACCUUUGAGGUGCUGGCCUUCAAAAACCGGACCCUCGGGCUGAUCGAUGCUUCCUGGAGUGCCAUUCGAAUAGGGAUCUAUGCUCUGCACCUGGAAAACUGGCUCCAGUAUUUCCCCCUCUCCCAGAUCCUCUUUGUCAGUGGUGAGCGGCUUAUUGUGGACCCUGCCGGGGAAAUGGCCAAAGUACAGGAUUUUCUAGGCCUCAAACGUGUUGUGACUGAGAAGCAUUUCUAUUUCAACAAAACCAAGGGGUUCCCUUGCCUAAAGAAGCCGGAAGACAGCAGUGCCCCGAGGUGCUUAGGCAAGAGCAAAGGUCGGACUCAUCCUCGCAUCGACCCAGAUGUCAUCCACAGACUGAGGAAAUUCUACAAACCCUUCAACAUGAUGUUUUACCAAAUGACUGGCCAAGAUUUUCAGUGGGAACAGGAAGAGGGUGAUAAAUGAGGCUAGAGAGGCAGAGGAAGGCUAGUCAAUAGCUAAGGAGGCUCCUUGCCUGAGUCCUUGAAUACCCCAGCUUCUGCAGCUUCACUUGCUGGAGUGCCAAGUAGAUCUCCUCCUUCAUGCAGCCAGGAUUGCCUCCAGUGCUGUUAGCUUAGGCAAACAGGUGGAUCCCACGGCAUCCCCAUGGAGGAACCAGGCCCAUCUGGGCAGCAGCAUCUGGUUGACCAGAUGGCCACCAGAACCCACUGUUCAUUCUUAUCUUCUGCUAGUUAAUAUAGCCUGAAGACAGAGGAUAAAUAGCUGUCAAUGUCAGAGACAGUGCUAUUAAUAUAUAUGUGAGUGACAAAAAAGGUCUGCUUUAUGGGGGUUCUCACUUUAGCUUGGGGAGCCAGGGUUCUAGCCCUGUAUCUGUCACGGGCGCUCUGUCUAAACCUCUGCUUGGGCUUCUCUCCAGAAUGCACUUUGUGGCUGAGUGCUCCAGGACUCCUAGGGAGCAAGGUCCUCCCUCUAAGGUGUUUGUAGUCUUCUCUUUAAAGGCCUCAUUCCACAACCCCUGACUUCCUCCCUCCCCACAUCAUGAAGGCAGAGGCAUGCACGUUCCUCACCAAACACACAAACACACACACACACACACACACACGAAGGAAAAUAAAAGCUGACACCCCUCAAAGCCUUCUUUCCAAGAGCCCUCUAAAUGGGGUUGGGUCUCACUCUUCAUGAGUAUCCUGGGUUGUGGAGAGGCUUAGCGUAUGCUCUUUUGUUCAGAUCAGGCCCACGGGGCUGCUCUAAGAGUAAAGUAAUUAUAACUGAGGUCAGAGCUCUGAGGUUGGCAGAGAUGAGUGGCCAUAUCUGGGGGUAAAAGAAGAAAUCCUGUCCUCUUGGUGGGAGGUUGCCUUACCUGAAGACCAUCUCUCCCAAGCACUGUGGUUCUGAGGCAUGUUUUUGGGUUGAACUCUGUCCCCUAGGUCCCCAGAAGGGCAAAGACCAGAGAGUUGACAAGUGUGUUAUUAGGAGUAAUCCUUAGCCAUGUAAUGGGGAGAGGAGCAGUCAUCAUUCUUCCAAUUUGCCCCGCCACCACCUCCUCGGGCUUCAUUUUCUCUAUUUAGAGAUGGCAGAGAGUGGGGUAGUGGCAAGAAAGCUGACUCCAUUCAUCAGAUCCAGUUUAUGGGCGUUGGGGUUGAGCAAGGACUGUCUGCAGACACCCCCAUCAAGGGCUGCUGAAUAAAGUGUCCCUUCCCAUCAGUUUGAUUCAAUUAAAAUGCAUCAUUUGACAUAAAGCACUUGUUCACAGAUCUCCAAAACCAGGAAUUGUUCUGGUAAAACUGGAAAUUUGUAUGAGUGGGGGGAGUUAAAUCUGUUCAGCUGUUAUUAAACUGUCAUUUCUCCCGCUAAAUGAAAACUGUGUUAUUAUAAAGCUUAAUGCAACCUGAUUA